Molecule: messenger RNA, 2349 nt
Organism: Drosophila bipectinata
Lineage: Eukaryota; Metazoa; Arthropoda; Insecta; Diptera; Drosophilidae
Gene: myd
Product: stromal cell derived factor mayday
Biological process (GO): calcium-ion regulated exocytosis
Cellular component (GO): endoplasmic reticulum
Molecular function (GO): calcium ion binding
Source: RefSeq, a predicted model, not a curated record
UUGAACGUGUUGGACGUGUUGCUGUUGCGUCAUCGAUUUGGCAUCAGACACCAUAACAAAAACACGUUUACGAAAGUUACGUCGUCAUCUCGUUCUGGCCCGCGCGCGUUAGCCAAGUUGGGAACGACAAGCAAAGCAAGUUAAGAAAGGGCAGCCAAAACAAACCAAAACUAAACCACAAAAAAAGUCAUCAGGCCACCACCACCAGCAUCUCCAUCAUUAUCAGCGAAAACAUAAUGGAAAUGGCGCCCAACAAUCAUGUAAAAUUGGUGUAAAGUGCUGGGGAGAUGAUGAUGCUGCCGCAUAAAGGAAAUGGCAACUGCGCGAAAUGGCAAUAACGCAUCAAAUUUGUAUUAGAAGCUGUUACUUUGACGCCCCCUGGUAGAGUGGGCGUGGCCUUGGUAGUAACACAAAUUGGAACCGGACCAGGCACCGCCAUAUUCCUGUCUCUGGUUGCAACAUAAAAGUCAAUUAAUGUACAAUUACAACAACAUUGGCAACAGGACCUGCCCGAGAGACUGAGAACGGGGAGAGCGAAAGGAGAGAGCGGGGCAAUAACUGCAAAUUACACGCAACGAGUCCAAGUUGGAGCCGCCGGAGCCGGAAACCGAGUGGACCGAGGAGGAGGAGUCGGUGUACCAGAACCUAGAACUGGUCCCAUCAUCGCCACCACCCCCACUACCACCACGCCACCAUCACCAUCACCAUCGCCAUCAUUGCCACUGCCAUCCAUUGUCCUGCCACAACGACAGGAACGAGGACGAGGACCAGGACGAGGACGAGGAAGCAGACGAGGAGGUCGGUGGCUGCUACAAAAUGACUUUCGUUAACAAGCUGAGCAAAAGCUUCCGCUGGCUACGCUGCUCGACAUUGUGCGCAAUUUUGUUUUAUAUGUUCUUCAUUGGCCUGAUCCUGCACAGCACCAGCACCAAGUUGCAGCAGCAGCUAAAGGAGCACAGCAGCACCAGCAGCAGCAGUAGCAGCAGCAGCAGCAGUAGCAGUAGUGAGCCGCCCAGUUCGCUGUCAGAAACCAAAGUGGCAAGCAACAUGGGGCAUAAUGGCCUAAUCCAAAGCCAAAAUACACGAGAAAUGGAGCAAAGGCUGAAGUCGCCGCCUGGGGCAAACAGUUUGGAUUUCGGUCGGAAUGGACAUGACCGGCGAAAAGUGCUGGAGGGGAUCGGUGCCUCCGACAAUGCCAGCAAAUCCCCACGAAAUCCCCCACAUCCACACCAGCCCCAACCAGAAACGGUUAUUUUAGCGGCCAGCAAUGUGAAUGAGAAGCAAAUACUGGCAAAAGCUUUCAAACGAGCUGAUCGGAAUCAUGAUGGUAUUCUGUCCAUCCAAGAGCUGGGCCAGUAUAUAAAUCGCAGGAUCGUGGAGCACAUCGACGAGGCAAUCAUGAAUAAUGCCCGGGAAUUCCGGCGAGUGGAUAUUGGCCCCGCCGAUGGUCUAAUUACAUGGGACGAGUACCAUCAUUUCUUCCUGCGGGAUCACGGCAUGACGGAGGCGGACAUCGACGAGCACGACGAGAUCAAGCACACGACCCUCAACAGGCGAGCCCGGGAGGACAUGAUGCGGGACAAGGCUCGGUGGUCGGAGGCGGCAAGAACCGAUCUCUUUACUCUGACCAUUGACGAAUACUUGAGUUUCCGUCAUCCAGAGUCCAGUGUCUCCAACCUGCUGGAGCUGGUGGACGACCUGUUGCGGCAGUUCGACCAGGAUGGGGAUGAUCAGCUUACGCUGGAGGAGUUCUCGGAUUUAAAUGUGGAUGACGAUGACGAUUUGCUGCGCAAAUCCCUGAUUUCCAAGACGUUGGUGGAGAGGCGGGAGGAGUUCAAGCGGAUCAUCGACAAGAACCACGACGGCAAGGCCGAUCGAGGGGAGCUCCUGAACUACGUGAAUCCUAAGACGCCGCGCUACGCUCUCCAGGAGGCGGCCACAUUAUUCAGUCUUUGCGAUGAGAACAAGGACGAACUGCUAACUCUCAAGGAGAUGACAGACAAUGCUGAGAUCUUUCUGCAAUCCAAAAUGAUCGACACGGCCAACAGUUUCCAUACGGAAUUUUAAUUUAAAUCCCAGCACUUGCCACCUUUUUUUCUCCACCCCUUUUAAGCAUUUAUAGUGAUAUUAAUUUGUAAGUUGUUGCACCUUAUGUAUAGUUCAUUCAGUAGCCUUUUAUUAUGGUUUUUAAUAAAAAUUUUGUAACAUCUAGGCUGAGAUGUAAGUCGUGAGAACAGAAAAUCAUUCCCAGUGUGAUUUUUCAAUAAUUAACUCUUAAGAAUGCAAAGCAAACAAAAAAUUUGACACAAAUACUCCGAAUAAAUAUACGUAAUUUUAUGGAACUCGAAA